Molecule: messenger RNA, 563 nt
Organism: Drosophila willistoni
Lineage: Eukaryota; Metazoa; Arthropoda; Insecta; Diptera; Drosophilidae
Product: leucine-rich repeat protein 1-like
Exons: 2
Coding region: 36-563 (175 amino acids)
Molecular function (GO): protein binding
Source: RefSeq, a predicted model, not a curated record
AUGUCAUCAAUUUGAGACUAAAUACAGUCACUGCCAUGGCACAAAAAUCAAAGUUACAGACGAAAAUGGCUAUAAAUCGUCACAGUGACUAUCCCAUCAAGGCCUUUCCUCGAUAUCUACAAUCCCUAACAAUAGACAAUACGCAAUUGGUUAAAUUGAGCUAUCAUAUAUGCUCCUUACGGAAUCUAACCCACCUGGAUGUAUCCAACAAUAAGUUGCGUAAGUUACCUGUUGAACUGGGGAGAUUACACUUGAGCAAGCUCGUCCUCCAUGACAAUAAUCUGGGUGAAAUGGACGAUUGGUCAUUUCUAAAUGGCAGCAAAUUACGAGACUCCCUGCGCGAAUUGGAUUUAUCGGCCAACGAUUUGACAUGUUUGCCUUUGCCUGUGGUCAAGUGCCACGAAUUGGUUAACUUGAAUCUCAAUUACAAUAAUUUGACUCAUCUACCCUUUGCCAUACGUCGCCUGAGAAGAUUACGCUCGCUUUACGUAUCGGAAAACAAAUUAAAAUCCCUGCCAGCUGCCAUAGAUGAUUUACGUAUUGAAUCUGGAUGUUUGGCGUAA